Molecule: messenger RNA, 3176 nt
Organism: Taeniopygia guttata (zebra finch)
Lineage: Eukaryota; Metazoa; Chordata; Aves; Passeriformes; Estrildidae
Source: RefSeq, a predicted model, not a curated record
GGAAGAAGGGGUAGGGACACCCCAAAAAUGAGACCAGGCUCCCCCAAAUUCCAGGAAUUCCAUGGGAACCCCUAAAAUACUGGGAAUUACAUAGAAAUCCCCAAAAGUGGGACUUAGGACUCCCCAGAUGCCCCAAACUGGGAUAAAAAAAAAUUGAUUUCCCAAGGAAUUCUCAGUUUUUAAUGUCCCAAAUUGGCCUAACAAGUCAAUUUUCCAGGAAAUUCCUGGAUUUUAAUGCUUCAGAUUGGGAUAAAACGCUGAUUUUCCAGUGAAUUCCCUUUUUUUCCCAGCAAAACCCCAUGAAUUUCCUGGAAAGUCAACUUUUAAUCCCAAUUUCAGGCAUUAUAAAAAUGGGGCCCUGGGGGGUUUGGUGGUCCUGGGGAGGAUUUGGGGUUCCCGAGGGAAUCUGGGAGUUCAGGAGGGUACUGGGGGGGAUUUGGGGGGUCCUAGAGGACCUCAAGGGGUCCUGGGUGGGGUUUGGGAGGUCCCAAGGGAUCCUGGAAGUUCUAGGACGGCUUUUGGGGAAUCCUGGGGAGGAUCUGGGGGGUCCUGGAGGGUUCCAGGUGGGGUUUGAUGGUGGCCACUGUGCUGCAGAUGUGGCACGUGGUGGAGCCAUGUUUGCAGAUCCUGCGGGAACUGGAGGGGGAUGGGGCUGGCUGGGGUCAUGGGGAGGCACUGCCAUCAUCAUGGAACGUUCAUGCUCGUGACUGGUCAUCAGCAUUGGCAUCGUCACAGAACCUUCAUGGCCGUGAUGGGUCAUCGUCACCCUUGUCAAGGAACGUCUGCGGUCAUUAAGGGUCAUCAUCGUGGAAUGUCUCUGAUGGUCGUGAUUCCAUGCGUGGCCUUGAUGGGUCUUCACCGUCACUGUCAUCAUCAAAGAUGGGUCCAUCCGUGGUCUUCAAGGGUCCAUCCAUGGUCUCAAUGGGUCUUUGCCUUCGUCAUCGUCAUCAUCAUGGACCGUCUGUGGUUGUGAAGGGUCUUCAUUGCCAUCGUCAGUGACCAUUUGUGCUCAUGAAGGGUCAUCAUCGUUGCGGAAUGUCCAUGAUGGAGAUGAGUCCAUCCACGGUAUUGAUGGGUCUUUUACUUUAUCAUCAUCAUCAUCAACCACGGACAUGAAGGGUCUCCAUUGUCAUCAAAGGCCAACCACGGACAUGAAGGGUCUCCAUUGUCAUCAAAGGCCAACCACGGAUAUGAAGGGUCUCCAUUGUCAUCAAAGGCCAACCACGGACAUGAAGGGUCUCCAUUGUCAUCAAAGGCCAACCAUGGACAUGAAGGGUCUCCACUGUCAAUCAAGGGCCGUCCAUGGUAGUGAAGGGUCUCCAUUGUCAUUAUUGCCAUCACCUGCAGUCCGAAUGGGUCAGUGCAUGCCAACCAUGAAGGAGAAAGAUCUUCAUCAUCCUCCUCUCCCUGCUAGACCCUCUGAUGUGGCCCUGCGGCUCAGUCACGGGGGAGAAGGACCCUCGUCAUCAAUGCUGUCAUCACGGGGUUCCCACGGCAGUGAGGGGACAAUCCAUGGUGACAUCAGGACCAUCCAUGGUGACACUAGGACUAUCCAUGGUGGGGACGGGACAAUCCAUGGUGACAAUAUGACAAUCCAGAGUGACAUUGUGACAAUCCAUGGUGACAGUGACCCUUCCUCCUCCCCCUCCUCCUGGGCCACCUGCGCCACCACUAAGGAGGUCCUCCAGCUCCACAUGGCCACCACCACAACCCUGUCUCUGCCAUCCCAGGAGAUCCUCAAGGUCCACGUGGAGGACAGCGAAGAUGACAACAAUGACGAUGACAGUGACAACAACAAUGAAGGCCCCACACAGAUCAUGUCAGACGACACCAAUGCCCCUCCAGCCAUGCUGCUGGACCCGCCCGCCAUCUUCUACAUCAAACCUGAGCUGGCCACCACCACGGUAACCACGCCGGACAUCCCUACACCACCCAGCUGGAUGCCGGUGGACCCACAUGGCAGCAAGCUCCCGUGCCGCAGUGGCCACAGGGCCCACGCGCCAGUGAGGCCCAGCACCACGCCGGACCACGGGAAGCGCUUGGUGGCACAGCCCAAGCACAAGCGGCACAUCCGGCUGGGCCUGGGCUGCGGCCGCUCCUGCUGACCUUUGGGCUGCGGCCGCUCCCGCUGACCCUCAGGCUGCAGCCAUUCCCCUGUGGCCAUUCCCGCUGACCCUCAGGCUGCGGCCGUUCCCGCUGACCCUGAGGCUGUGGCCGUUCCCCUGUGGCCGUUCCCGCUGACCCUCAGGCUGUGGCCAUUCCCCUGUGGCCGUUCCUGCUGACCCUCAGGCUGUGGCCGUUCCCCUGUGGCCGUUCCUGCUGACCCUCAGGCUGUAGCUGUUCCCCUGUGGCCGUUCCUGCUGACCCUCAGGCUGUGGCCGUUCCCCUGCAGCCAUUCCCGCUGACCCUCAGGCUGUGGCCGUUCCCACCAUCACCAGUGCCUCCAGCUCAGGCUCCACUGGGAGAUCACAGCAAACACAGAGGGGCCCAAGUACAGCCAGUGACCGGGCUAGACCAGUAUGGACCACUAUAAAACAGUACAAACCGACAGGAACCAGUACAGACCAGUAUAAAUCACUAUGGAGCAAUAUGGACCAGUAUGAACCAGUGCUGGGUCUGUGAGUGACCACUGCAGCUCCCAGAUCAGUCUGGGGCUCUGGUCCCAGUUCAGGCUCUGGUCCCAGUUUAUGCCAGUUCCCAGUUUAGCCCCUGAACUGGUUUGGAGGCACUCCCAGUUCAGUCUCUACUGGUUCAGGCCCAGUUCCCAGUUUAUCCCAGUUCAGUCUCUACUGGUUGGGGCCCAGUUUCCAAUUUAUCCCAGUUCCCAUUUUAGCCCCUGUACUGGUUUGCAAUCACUCCCAGUUCAGUCUCUACUGGUUCAGGCCCAGUUCCCUGUUUAUCCCAGUUCAAUCUGUACUGGUUGGGGCUCAGUUCCGCGUUUAGCCCCGCCCCCUGCAUGCCCAGCCAAUCAGCGCUCUCGUCAUGAGCACAGCAGCCAAUGGCAGCACGGGACGGGCGGGACUCCUGUUACCAUGGGAACGUGCAAGCAGUGUCUCCAUGGCAACGGGUGAAGGCGCUUCCGGGUUUGGUGUUCCCGCCCUCUGCUGCUCUCGCCCAAUCAGCGCUCGCGGGGCGGGGCGAAGCAGCCAAUGGCGAUGCAGAAGGGGCGGGAGCAG